Messenger RNA from Paramecium tetraurelia, 1137 nucleotides. RefSeq lists its product as uncharacterized. The record is from RefSeq and is a predicted model, not a curated record. The transcript is spliced from 3 exons. NCBI's taxonomy places the organism in Eukaryota, Ciliophora, Oligohymenophorea, Peniculida, Parameciidae.
AUGAGCUAACAAUUUUACUAGACAUAUGUGCCAAAUCCAUUCAUUCCAACAUUCAAUCCCACCAUCAAUUCAUCGAGAAUUGAUUAUCCAUCAACUAAUUCUGCUAAAUAAGCCGAUAUUAAAGAAUCAUCAAACGAUUAGAUCUAACAAAAUAAUGUUAUCACUUCAUCAUUUAGUUUAAAUCCUUAAACAAAUAAAUCGAUAGUACUGAAACCAAUUUUGACCAAUCAAGAUGAAUAUCAAAGAAAGAUCAAUGAUUUGGAAAGGAGUCAUAAAAAAGAACUUAAAGAACUUGAGUUUAAAAUGCAAUCAUAAAUAGAUUCCCUCUUAUAAAAAAGAUAGCAAGAAGAUUAAUUUAAAUAAUUAACUGAUGUUCGACAAUAGAUAGCUGAACUUUAAUCAACAUUACAAGGGAAUACAUAUGGUCAUCCCUACUCUUAAUAAUCAUAACAAUAACACUUAUUUUACAGUCAAAAUGAGGUGGAGAGAUUGGAAAAGCAAUUAAAAAAAAAGAAAAAUAAAAUCAAGCUCUUCAAAACUGAAAUUGACAGUCUCAAAUCAGAACUGUAAUUUAGACAAUAAAGAAUAACCGAACUUGAAAUCAAAUUGCAUUACUCCGAAAAUAAACCAAUAAUAUAAUAAUCUCUAUUGCCUAAAGUGAUAAAUGUACCCUAAAGCAUCCCUUAACCAACAACAAUAAUCUAGGACUCUCCAGAACUCAUUGAUAGAAUUAGAAGUCUAGAGUUUGAAAGAGAUUCAUUGCUUUAAGAAUUGAGAAGGUUGUAGACAACAUUCUAACCUACUUAAAAAUAACAAUAUGCAUUUCCAUCUGUGGAGGAGUGGAACCGACUUAUGCAUGAGUACAAAGUCUUAGAAAGUGAGAACAAUAAACUAAAUACAAUCAUAUUAUAGAAGGAUGACUUAAUCAAAUCUUUAGAAUAAAGAAUAAGUGUUGAGCUUACUAAAUAAAGUGCUUUACAAGCUCAAGGUCAUCAACCAAGAGCCAUUUAAGUUUUGUAUGAUCCUUAGACUCAAUAACAAUCAUCUAAAUCAUAAUAAUUGUACCCAAUUGCAGUUUAAAAUACUGAGCAACAAACUAAUAUUGAGCCAACAUUACAGAAUCCUAGUGCCCAAUGA